AUGCUUGAUCCUGAUCUUCCAAAAGCUAAUUCUUUUCUUGAAGUUAAAGUUUCAGCAAUGACCAAUGAAGAUAUUGUUGAUGGCUAUAUAUUCUUGCUUGCAAUUGGCAAUAAAACUGCUCUAUCAUUCUUAGAUGGAAUAGACAUUUGCACUACAGUUAAGUGUCCAACUAAAGUGUUUAAUCUUGACAUAGCAUUUAUUUUAAAAAAUUUGCCAUCAUCAUAUCUUAUUGAGGUUGAAAUUGGAGAUAAAAAUAAUGCUUUAGCUUGUGGAUUUGCUCAA
This is a messenger RNA of Racocetra persica, 282 nucleotides long. Lineage: Eukaryota; Fungi; Glomeromycota; Glomeromycetes; Diversisporales; Gigasporaceae. The record is from the annotation of a GenBank genome assembly.